Nasonia vitripennis (jewel wasp) is the source of this 1010-nucleotide messenger RNA. RefSeq names its product phosphatidylinositol-glycan biosynthesis class X protein (gene PIG-X). NCBI's taxonomy places the organism in Eukaryota, Metazoa, Arthropoda, Insecta, Hymenoptera, Pteromalidae. The coding region runs from base 87 to 818 and encodes 243 amino acids. Gene Ontology annotation, cellular component: endoplasmic reticulum membrane. The record is from RefSeq and is a predicted model, not a curated record. Gene Ontology annotation, biological process: GPI anchor biosynthetic process. The transcript is spliced from 4 exons.
UCGAACGUCGAGCUCGCGAAAGUCAGAAGAUAAACAAAAAUAAUGCCAGUGCCGUGAAGUAUUUACUUAUUCGAAUUUCGUCAAUUAUGACUGUGAACAAGAGUGUUUUACGCCUAGUCGUACAAAUUAUUUUUUACGCGAUACUGUUUCUCAGUUAUCUGCCGUUGACAAGCGCCGUCACUGCCAGUAUUUGGUCGGAAGUCGAGGGCGAAGGAUUUCAUAGAAACUUGAAGUAUUAUGUGGAUACAGGAGAUUUCAAGAAUAAAAGUUGCCAUAUCGCAGUAUUUGUACAACUUCCACCGUCCCUGUAUGUGAACACUGAUGAGCUGGCUGACCUUAGACGGCUUCACAAGACUUCUUCUUGCUCUGAUGGCGAAAUUGAUGUUGAAUUGUUUGCUGAAAAGGCACAUUACCAAAAUGUUACCAUUUGCUCCCGACUAAGCAAUACAAAGACAGUCUUGUCUAUUCCGAUUCAUCAGCGUUACCAAUUUGCUACCUCAAAUGGCGAACCUUCCAAUGUUACACUGCCAAGACCAAAGCUACUUAUAGGAUGUAGAGAUAGGCUUAAGGAACAUAGAGUUUCAAAGCUUAAAAUCUGUUGGCCCUGCGUUGAGUAUUCUAAAAAAUGGAGGGAUCUCUCCUUCAAAUGGGAAGGUGAUGGCAACUUUGUUUGGAGUAUUCCAGUGGGUAACACUUCCCGGAAAUUUGAAAUAACGUGUAUCACGUUAUUAGUAACGUUUUCCGGCGCCGUUUAUGUAUUAUGGACGAUAUACAAUACUUGCAAAGUACCAAAGGAUAGGAAGCCAAAGGAUAACUAAUGGAUAGCUACAAUUUAAACUUUCCAACUAAUCUGCAAGCAGAUUAUCACGCAUUUAUAAUAAUUAUUUAUAAUAAAUUCUUAACUUACAGGACUUUGUACAUACGUAGGAUAGCUUAAACUUGUGAUACGUCAAGUUGACUGCAAUAAAUAAUACACGAUUUAACUAAUAAACUUAAAUAAUUUACACUAA